This is a messenger RNA of Orbilia oligospora ATCC 24927, 600 nucleotides long. RefSeq lists its product as uncharacterized. NCBI's taxonomy places the organism in Eukaryota, Fungi, Ascomycota, Orbiliomycetes, Orbiliales, Orbiliaceae. The transcript has 4 exons. The coding region runs from base 1 to 600 and encodes 199 amino acids. Gene Ontology annotation, molecular function: serine-type endopeptidase inhibitor activity. The record is from RefSeq and is a predicted model, not a curated record.
AUGUCUCUUCCUAACGGUCGCUACUAUAUCCUCUACGACGCUGACAGAGAGGCGCGCCAUGUUUUUCGCGCUCCAGCCGAGGACCUUUCACUUCUUCCCAAACGUAUAUUUGCCUUGCCCCGAGGAGUACGUGGGCAUAACUGGAAACUCGAGAAUAAGGGCGGUGGAGUUGUGGACUUAGAAGCAGAUGGAGCUCCUACCGGUGUAACUCCUCGGAGAACAGACGAUGGACCCUAUGCCUUCCUUAUAAUAGAGCUAGCGAGGACAAUAGGAUGGAAAAUAGAGAAAGCCGAGGGUGGAGAUGACCGAGGUUAUAUAAUUACAACAAACGAUGGUGAGCUUGCCUGGACUGUUACCGAUCGAGCAGCGGGUAUUCGUGGAAACGUGAUUGGACUGGAGCCAAAGGAUGGUUCCCCGCGACAAGUGUUUCUUUUUGUUAAAGAUAGUAAUAGCUAUGGUGGAUACGACGACGGCGACGGCGACGAUGACUAUUUCCCGUCGAGGGCAAUUCGUAAACCCGCACACAGGGAGAAAGAACAUGUGCCACAAUCCCGAUUUGGGUCUAAGAGAAACGGUCGUGGCCGGAACUUUUGCGAUUAA